GUUUGGUCGUUGGAUGUCGCGGGGGUAGGUGAAGGUGACCUUGGCGGGGUUUGGAAGUCGUCUGUUGUGUAGUGUCAACAAAUUAAGUUUCAAACAUGGCAGAUCAAGAUCCAGAUACGAGUCAAAGACGUUUCAUAGAGAGAGGUUCACACAAAGGCAAAGGCAUUGCAGUUCUUACCAGUGGAGGAGACUCUCAGGGAAUGAAUGCUGCUGUUCGUGCUGUUGUAAGAUUUGGUAUAUAUUUGGGUUGCAAAGUAUUCUUCAUCAGGGAAGGUUACCAAGGAAUGGUUGAUGGUGGAGAUCACAUAGAAGAGGCUGGAUGGUCUAGUGUUUCCUCUAUCAUUCAUAAGGGAGGAACUGUAAUUGGUUCUGCAAGGUGUAAGGACUUUAGAGAACGUGAAGGCCGCUUAAAGGCUGCAAAAAACCUUGUGACCAGAGGGAUUACAAAUCUUGUUGUGAUUGGUGGAGAUGGUUCACUCACAGGGGCAAAUCUCUUCCGACAAGAAUGGCCCUCUCUUCUUGAUGAACUACUGCAAAAGGGCGAAAUCACAAAAGAAAGCAGAGAAAAGUACACAUAUCUUCAUAUUGCUGGUUUGGUGGGUUCCAUAGACAAUGAUUUCUGUGGUACUGACAUGACCAUUGGUACGGAUUCUGCCCUUCAUCGAAUUAUUGAGGCUGUUGAUGCCAUAGUCUCAACAGCUUUCUCACAUCAGCGCACAUUUAUUAUGGAGGUCAUGGGACGACAUUGUGGAUAUUUGGCGCUGGUGACUGCCCUGACAAGUGAAGCUGAUUUUGUGUUUAUUCCUGAAUGGCCACCAGAGCAUGAUUGGCCAACUAAACUCUGCAAGAAGUUAGCACAGGAGCGGCUUGCAGGCCAGCGAUUAAACAUUAUUAUUGUUGCGGAAGGAGCUAUAGACCGUGAUGGACAACCGAUUACUUCAGAGAAAGUGAAACAGGUUGUUGUAGAAAACUUGCAGCAAGACACCCGUAUAACUGUACUUGGACAUGUGCAGCGAGGUGGCAAUCCAUCUGCAUUUGACCGAGUAUUGGGCUGCCGUAUGGGAGCUGAGGCAGUUCUGGCUUUGAUGGAAGCAACACCAGGUUCCGAAGGAGUUCUUAUCUCUCUAGCUGGUAAUCAGGCUGUUCGGUUGCCAUUAAUGGAAUGUGUAGAAAGGACAAAAGCUGUUGCAAAAGCUAUGGCUGACAAACAAUGGGAUAAAGCAGUUCAGCUUAGAGGCAGGAGUUUUGAAAGAAAUCUGUACAUCUACAAAAUGCUGACAAGACUAAAACCUCCUACUCCAGUUGGUGAUGCUGUACAGCAAGAUUCUGUUCUCGGCAUGGAAUCCUUCACUUUGGCAGUUAUGCACAUUGGAGCACCAGCUUGUGGAAUGAAUGCUGCUGUGAGAUCAUUUGUCAGAAAUUGCCUUUACCGCGGUGUGACAGUUCUUGGAAUUCAUGAUGGUAUUGAAGGUCUAGUGGCUGGUAAUAUUAGUAAAAUGGCAUGGUCAGAUGUGACUGGUUGGGUUUCUUUGGGUGGUGCCAUGCUGGGGACAAAACGUACUCUGCCUGGAAAUAGAAUAAAGCAAAUUGCAGCUCGCUUCAAGGAAUUCAACAUCCAAGGCCUUCUCAUUAUUGGUGGUUUUGAGGCUUACCAAGGUGCGCUGCAACUUGCAGAGAGCAGGCCAACACAACCAGAGUUCUGCAUACCGAUUGCUGUUAUUCCUUCAACAAUAAGUAAUAAUGUUCCAGGCACAGAAUUUUCCUUGGGUUGUGAUACAGCACUUAAUGAAAUUACAGAGAUUUGUGACAGAAUCCGGCAGUCUGCCCAGGGCACAAAAAGAAGAGUGUUUGUCAUAGAAACUAUGGGAGGCUACUGUGGAUACCUCGCUACACUAGCAGCUCUUGCUGGAGGCGCUGAUGCGGCAUACAUAUUCGAGGAGAAAUUUUCGAUAAAAGAUCUACAGCAAGAUGUGUACCACAUGGCAUCCAAAAUGGCUGAAGGUGUCCAGAGAGGCCUUAUUCUUAGAAAUGAAAAAUGCAAUGAAAACUACACAACAGACUUCAUUUAUCGUUUGUACUCUGAAGAAGGAAAGGGGCUUUUUAGUGCUCGAAUGAAUGUAUUAGGUCACAUGCAACAAGGAGGAUAUCCAACACCGUUCGACCGUAAUAUGGGGACGAAGAUGGGAGCAAAAACGGUUGAAUGGAUGUUCCAGAAACUAAAAGAAUCUUCCAAAGGUGAUGGCACUGUAUAUACUGCAACACCAGAUUCUGCUACACUGCUUGGAGUAUUGAGGAGACAGUAUACAUUUAGUCCACUGGAAGAACUACAGAAAGGCACAAAUUUUGAUUACCGUAUACCAAAGAAUCAGUGGUGGCUAAAAUUACGUCCUCUGUUAAGAAUUUUGUCAAAACAUGAGAGUGCAUAUGAAGAAGAAGGCUUGUACAUGACCAUAGAACAAGCAGAAGAAGAUGACAAAACAGUAGCAAAAUAAGACAGAUGGUAUUUCUUGAAGCUCGUAUCACCAACAAGUAGUCUAUAUACCUUUACCGUUUUUCUCCCUUUGAUUAUGUUCAACGAGAACAAAGGUCUCUUUUAUGUAAGUUAAUAAUUUUUUACAGUGUUUGCCCUCUUUGCUUCUGUUAUACUGUCGUUGUGUGUUGUAUGGAAUGUUAGAAACUAGGCUUUGACAAAGUAUGCAGUUGCUAACUGGAGAACUAAUAACUGUGUUCUUUCGUUUUCAGUUUCUAGAACCACAAAAAUUGUGUCACAGACAAAACAGUGUGAUUGAAACAUAUUUUGGGGGAAUACACUUUUUAUGUUAAGAGUUUCUAAUGUAGAAUGAUCUGGGAUGGUAACCAGUAUGUGCAAAGACAUACAUUUUUUUUUCUUUUAUUUGUCCUGCUGCUUUAUUGUAUUUUUAACAAUUGAUUUGUUUCUGGUACAUUGAUUUCACAUAGAUAUGUAAUUAUAAUUGCCUUUUGUAACAUACCAAAAAACAUAAUAUAGAAGGCUUGUUCAUUUAUAGCACAAGUAUACUACACAAUGUGAAAGCGCUGGCAGGUCGACAGACACACAAACAAACACAAACAUACACACAAAAUUCAAGCUUU
This is a messenger RNA of Schistocerca nitens (vagrant locust), 3111 nucleotides long. RefSeq names its product ATP-dependent 6-phosphofructokinase (gene Pfk). The record is from RefSeq and is a predicted model, not a curated record. The transcript has 18 exons. Bases 96 to 2492 code for a protein of 798 amino acids. Gene Ontology annotation, biological process: fructose 6-phosphate metabolic process; canonical glycolysis; fructose 1,6-bisphosphate metabolic process. Gene Ontology annotation, cellular component: cytoplasm; 6-phosphofructokinase complex. Gene Ontology annotation, molecular function: AMP binding; identical protein binding; 6-phosphofructokinase activity. Lineage: Eukaryota; Metazoa; Arthropoda; Insecta; Orthoptera; Acrididae.